AGAGAGAGAGAGAGAGAGAGAGAGAGUGUGUGUGUAUGUGUGUGUAAGAGAGAGGAAGAGAGCGCGCGCGGAGGAAAAAACGCAAGAAAAACAAAGAGUCAGGAGAAGGAGCGAGGAGAUACAAAAAAAGUCGAUAAAAACAGACUGAGAGAAAGCUCCGGACAAGCGACCGCUGCGCAUCAAAGGAGGGACCGUGCUGGGGACCUUUAUUGGAGACCAGCGACAACAAAACCCGACUCCGGAGGCGGAAUAUAACGGUGACAAUCCAGAUCUCCUCUGCCCUCCUGAGGAUUCAGUGAGACAGGCAGAUCUGUGCGUCCGACCAUGGCCUUCCCAUCAACCCCCUCCGCGUUAUGGAGUGUCAGCCUAUUGACGGCACUAUUCGCAGCUGCGGUUCACAGCAACAUAAUAUAUGAUGACGACCCUUUGCAGCCAGUGACCUCAGAUGAGACAGUGUCCGUGGGGGGGACUGUGACACUGACCUGCAAUGUGCCCGAGAGCGAUAACUCCUCACUGCAAUGGUCCAACACUGCACAGCAGACCCUGUACUUUGGAGAGAAGAGAGCGCUGAGAGAUAACCGCAUCCAGCUGCACCACUCGACACCCACCGAGCUUUCCAUAACCAUCGCCGACGUGCAGCUGUCCGACGAGGGCGAGUACACCUGCUCCAUCUUCACCAUGCCGGUCCGCACCACCCGAGCUACUGUCACCGUGCUAGGUGUGCCCGGUAAACCUCAGAUCUCGGGCUUUGAGAAUGCCGUGCCGGACGGGGGCAAAGUCACCCUGACUUGCACCAGUACAGGCAGCAAACCCCCCGCCACGCUGCGCUGGUACAGAGGAGACCAGGAGGUAGAAGGAAGUCCAAACGUGGUGGAGUCCAUUCCAGACGAUCCCACGUACAACGUGAGCAGCAAGCUCACCCUGGACGUGAGCCGCAGCGACGACAACGCCCUCAUCACCUGCGCCGUAGACCAUCCCUCUCUCGCGCCGGGGGACAAGAGGAGCGAGCGUGCUCUGCGGGUGUUGUAUUCCCCUAACGCGCAGAUCGUGCCUGAGAGCAAUCUGCCGAGAGAGGGGGAGAAGUUUCAUCUUAAGUGUUCGGGCAACGCCAACCCCGAGCCCACCUCCUUCAUAUGGGAGAAGAAGGACGGAGAGCUCCCCCCGAUGGCCAAAGUCGACGGUGCUUUCUUGCACUUCGAGAGGCUCAAUAAAUCAGAUAAUGGCGUCUACCUCUGCCUUGCCGACAAUGGUAUAGGGAACAGCCAGGGGGAGUACACACUCCUGGUGCAAGACCCCGCCGCGGCUGACGCGUCGACCACCAUCUCCGAAUUCUCCACCACCACCCUCUCCAACGCCCUCUUCCCCGACCUGCCACUCUCUCCCUCCUCCUCCCCUCCUCCCCCUUCCUCCGCGAGCAUCGCUCCGUCCACCGGCAAUCCCUCCUCCCCCUCCCCAUUCUCCUCCCUUACUCCCUCAGUUUCCGUCCGGCUGGAUGGAGUUUACACUUUCACAGAUGCUGCCGACAACAGUGCAGACCCCACAGCCAUGUCGACUUCUUCGGGUGUGGACCACGCCGUGAUCGGAGGGGUGGUUGCCGUUAUCGUCUUCAUCCUGCUCUGCCUCCUCAUCGUCCUCGGCAGAUACCUCAUCAGACACAAAGGAACGUAUCUGACCCACGAGGCAAAGGGCUCGGACGACGCCCCCGACGCAGACACGGCCAUCAUCAACGCAGAGGGAGGCCACUCCGGAGCAGAGGACAAGAAGGAGUACUUCAUCUAGACAGAGGACGGGAGGAGGAGAACCUGGAGGAUGUGGAUUAGGGGAGAGGGCAGGAGUAAGAGUGGGUCUGAG
Anarrhichthys ocellatus (wolf-eel) is the source of this 1851-nucleotide messenger RNA. It is a transcript of the gene cadm3, whose product is annotated as cell adhesion molecule 3. Gene Ontology annotation, cellular component: presynaptic membrane. The record is from RefSeq and is a predicted model, not a curated record. Gene Ontology annotation, biological process: homophilic cell-cell adhesion. NCBI's taxonomy places the organism in Eukaryota, Metazoa, Chordata, Actinopteri, Perciformes, Anarhichadidae. The coding region runs from base 325 to 1779 and encodes 484 amino acids. The transcript has 12 exons.